Messenger RNA from Momordica charantia (bitter melon), 1083 nucleotides. RefSeq names its product alpha carbonic anhydrase 4. Gene Ontology annotation, biological process: one-carbon metabolic process. The record is from RefSeq and is a predicted model, not a curated record. Gene Ontology annotation, molecular function: zinc ion binding; carbonate dehydratase activity. NCBI's taxonomy places the organism in Eukaryota, Viridiplantae, Streptophyta, Magnoliopsida, Cucurbitales, Cucurbitaceae.
CCCAAAUCUCAAAAGCUCUCUCCUUUUUGGUUUGCCAAAGAAAUGGAGAACCCAACAAACAAAACCCACCUUUUAAUUCUCAUCUUUGCAAUAAUAAUCUCUUGCUUUCUUUGCUUAUCAUCAUCAGACUCAGUCUCAGCAAUAUUAUUAUCUGAUGAUGGUGAUGAAGGGUUCAGUUAUGAUCCAUGUAGUGAGAGAGGGCCUAAGCAUUGGGGAGAUCUUAAGGAAGAAUGGGCAAUGUGUAAAAAUGGCAAAAUGCAAUCUCCCGUAGCUUUGUCUUUUUGGAAUGCAAGAUUCACAAAAGUUUUUGGUCAUCAGCUCACCAGAAACCACUGGCCUGCUAAUGCAGUUCUAAAAAACAAUGGCCAUGGAGUUGUUGUUGAAUGGGGAGGAGAUGCUGGAUCAAUCAAGAUCAACGACAUCUAUUACAAUCUAAGAAAUUAUCAUUGGCAUCAUCCUUCUGAGCACACCAAAGAUGGAAAAACGUACCCUUUGGAGCUUCAUAUGGUACACACCAACAUGGUGACUGGUAACAUAGCUGUUAUAGGCGUCUUAUAUGAGUUUGGUCCAUCUGAUCCACUCCUCAGUUUGAUAGAAAAGGACUUAAAACGUCUCAACAUCGAAGGAGGUGAGAUAUGGCUUGGACCAGUGGAUCCUAGACUUGUAUGGCUUCGUAGUUUGAGUGAUAAAUAUGCGGGAUACAUGGGAUCACUCACCACUCCUCCUUGUACGGAAGGUGUCAUUUGGACUGUAAUGGAAAGGGUUCAUACUGUCUCACCAGACCAACUCGAACUUCUUAAACAGGCCGUUGUGGAGGAGAAUAUUGCGAGGCCACUGCAAGACGUUAAUGGUCGACCCGUUUGGUACUAUAACCCCUUGUUGAGGAAGAGUGCAGCCGAUCAGUAGAUGGUUAUGGCGAAUACCAAAUUCCCACAAAAUGGCAUUACUAAACACUUACUUAUGUAUUAAAUAAAAUGCCCAAGUUGUAUUACUGUUUAAUUAGUUGUGUCAAUCUUCUUCCAGCUUUUCUUUUGGUUGUGAUUUAUUCCAACCAUGCAUAUUUUUAUCUAAGUGUGACAUGGA